AUGAUAAGCCAAAAUAGUAAUAGCAUUAAACAUAUGAGAAUUAUAGUUAUUCUCCUGUUAGCAAGAAUAGUUCUUGUGUCAUCAAGCCCUCCAGGACCCAGUAAAAAUACAUCCGAAACUAAAAAUCAUGCUAAAACAAUUACAUACAUACCUAAUAAGAGGUUGAGAUUGUCUAGUUUAACAGAAUCGGAGACUAACACAGUAGUUGAACAUACGAGCAUAAUUUCAGAAAAAAACUCAAUAACAAGCAUAGAAAUAAGCAGAGAUGAGGGAGAGAAAGUGUUAGAAGUGUUUAAAAGGUUCGAUUUCCUAACGAGCAUAUUUUACACCGAAGAUGAAAAGUUGUACAGAGUACGCCAGGAGGAAUUCAUAGAACAAAUAAGAAUUAAGAUACUGGAAGUAAUAGAAAAAGUGUCGCAGGAAAAUAAGUCAGCACUGCUGUAUUACCUGGGAAGAACAUGCUCAAACACAGUGGAGCAGUACAGAAAUGAAAUGGCACAAGCAAUAACGUUCAUCAAGUUAAAAAUGUAUGAACAACUAGUAACAAUGUGCACAGUGCUGGAAAAUAUCUUGGAAGACGUUAAAAUAUUUCAAAUAAUAAACAAACAGUGCGAAAAUGUAUCAAUAAGCGGAACGGCAGGGUCGACGACGCCGAAAAACAUGGAAGAAAUAGAGUCGGAAGAUAGCAUGGAAGUGGCAUUCAAUAAAAUUAAACUGAGAAUGGACAAGAAGUCAACAAAUAAUGAAAUGAUGGAAGAAGAAACAGGAUCGAUGUCAUACAUACUGCCAAAUAGCCCAGAAACAGAAUGUUAUAUAGUGGAGAGAAUAAUAGAAAGAGAAGGAAGCGAAGAUUCAUACCUAGAAGUGGAAUCAGACACAAGAAUUAAUACAACAGAAACAAACAUGGAAGGAAGAAAAAAAGGAAGGAACAGGGAGAUAUACGAUACGAAUGAAGAAUAUGAAGUUGAAAGAGAAAGUAAACGACAAACAUGGGAAACGGGAAUAGUGGGAUCGUACAUGGACAGUAACAGCAUGGCGUUAGUGAGAAGCAUCAACAGAGUGCCAGAGUGGGAUGGAAGUAGCAUGAGGUCAAGAAGGAGCGACAGUGAGUCGAAAACAGGAUUUGAGUCAAGUUGUAGCAGAGGGACAUGGAGAAUGACAGGAGAAAAGGCAGCAACAACAAGAGAAGGAAGUACGAGGGUACCGGGAAAGGUCAUGAGAGUCAUAAAGUCGGAGAGGAUGAGCACGAGUGGCACGCCAGUACCAGUACCAGGACCAGGACCAAUCAAUAUGAGGCCGACAAUGCCAGAACUAGCUAGUACAAGUAGUGGAAGGGUAAUGUCAGAAGCAGGCAGUACAAGGUUGAUAAUGCCAGAACUAGCUAGUACAAGUAGUGGAAGGGUAAUGUCAGAAGCAGGCAGUACAAGGUUGAUAAUGCCAGAACUAGCUAGUACAAGUAGUGGAAGGGUAAUGUCAGAAGCAGGCAGUACAAGGUUGAUAAUGCCAGAACAAGGUAACAUGAGAGUAACACUGUGGGACACAAACGGAAUCAUGUUGUCAAACAGAAGAGGUAACAGCGAGGAAAGGUCAUUUGGAACACUGGAACAGAAUGAAGAAGUAACGGAGGAUAAUAUAGAAAUAGAAGAAGAAGAAGAAGGAUCAUAUAUUAUGAAUGAAGAAAUGCUGAAGGAAAGAGAAAGAAGUAAUACAGUGGAUAGACAAAGAAAAAUAAUGGAAAAUGAAGGAUAUAAAGAUGAUAAGGAAGUGAGCACGAAAAAUUAUGGAGAGGGAAGAGGAGUGUGGAACAAAGAAAGAGGAACUAGAGAAAUGAAGCAGUUUAUAUCGCACAUAAGAGAAGGAUAUAUGCCGAAGUUCGAAGAGUCGGAAAGUAAGCUGGCAGAAGCAUUCACAGCAAGCCUGACGAUAAUACAGGAAACAGGAAUGGUGGAAUACCUGAUGAGAGAAUAUAAGAUGAAGCAGGCAAAGGCAAAGUUCGUAACGGAAAUGAUGUUCGAAGUGACGAAAGAAAGAGAAAAGUACGAAGAAGACGAACACGCAGCAGAUUACCUGGGCCUGAAGGACUUAUACGAGUACGGAAAGUUGAAAAGUGGAAAGAGAAGAGGAUACAGAAGAUCGGAAAGAGAAGGAGUAAAAGUAAAAGAAGCAGCAAUACAAAUGGCAACGAAGACGUUCCCGAAAGUAGAAAUCGACUACGAAAAAAUGGAAGACGCAGGAGUGCUGGGAGAGGAGAAGGAGGAGGAAGUUGGUGACCUGGAAGACGUGUUGCUGAAGAGAGAGAUUAGAGUGCUGGUGUACCCGAACGACUACGAAGUAUUCCUUAACUUCCAUAACAGGAAGAUGAGCAGCUUCUACAACAGGUACAUCACGCUGGCAGUGAAAGUCAUGGAGAGACACUACUUCGGAAGGAGCAGAGAAAGAAUAAGAAUAAGGUACGUGAGGUCAACAGACCCAAUGGCGGACCUUGCGGAGGGAAAGGGGCACAUGACGGGAAUCUACUUCAAUCUCGAGGACAAGUACCCCUCGGAGGCGCUAUUCGGGAGGAAGACGGAGACGGCGAAGGUGCCAAUGCUGAGCUACAGCAGCUUCAUCCUGGUGCACAGCAAGUACGGAGUGAGUGACCUGAGAGGCUGGCAGAAAAUGAUGAGGAGCCCGCCGGACGAAAAGAGGAUCAUCAUCACGAACUUCGCAAGACACAGACUCUUCGAGGAGGCGCAGGGCUACAAGGUGGUGAACAUCGUGUUAACGAAUCAGUGGGACUCGGCGCUGCAGAAGAUGCUCGAGUUCAAUCCGACCUCGGGAGUAUUUUGGGGCAUCGACAGCACGCAGUACUCGUACGGAGACUACAACAUCAUCGAGUUCCCGUACAGAGUGAUCCAGGGAGCGCACUUCAGAAAGGACUCACGGUAUAUAUAUGAGUGUAUGUAUAAGAUGAAGGAAAAGGGAGUGACGUUGGUAUUGCUGAAUACGGAGAAUGAAGGAUUAGAAUAG
Theileria orientalis strain Shintoku is the source of this 3009-nucleotide messenger RNA. RefSeq lists its product as hypothetical. The transcript has 2 exons. Bases 1 to 3009 code for a protein of 1002 amino acids. Lineage: Eukaryota; Apicomplexa; Aconoidasida; Piroplasmida; Theileriidae. The record is from RefSeq and is a predicted model, not a curated record.